This is a messenger RNA of Lentinula edodes (shiitake mushroom), 2346 nucleotides long. RefSeq names its product tRNA synthetases class I (C) catalytic domain-containing protein. Bases 1 to 2346 code for a protein of 781 amino acids. Gene Ontology annotation, biological process: cysteinyl-tRNA aminoacylation. The transcript has 13 exons. The record is from RefSeq and is a predicted model, not a curated record. NCBI's taxonomy places the organism in Eukaryota, Fungi, Basidiomycota, Agaricomycetes, Agaricales, Omphalotaceae. Gene Ontology annotation, molecular function: ATP binding; cysteine-tRNA ligase activity. Gene Ontology annotation, cellular component: cytoplasm.
AUGUCAUCCAUCAAGCAACCUGCAUGGGCUCCCCCUGUACCAGUUCAACCAGAACCAGUACUGAAGAUAUAUAAUUCCUUGACACGUACAAAAACAGAAUUCAUACCAAAAUCUGGGCGGUCGGUAAAGUGGUAUAACUGUGGUCCAACGGUGUAUGAUGCUUCGCAUAUGGGACACGCUCGAAACUAUGUCACGCAGGAUGUUCUUCGGAGGAUAAUGGAGGAUUACUUUGGUUACGAUGUGCAGUUUGUGAUGAAUAUAACAGACAUUGAUGACAAAAUCAUCAAACGUGCUCGACAAAACCAUCUCUUGGAGAAGUUUCGCGCUGAUACGAAGUUGCUGGAUGCGAAUUUGGUAUCCCAAGUUUAUACGGCUUGGAGAGCUUUUCUUCGAAACGAAAUGGCAGCAGGGCUGCCAUCGCAUGAACGUGCGUUAUUUACAGAGAACGACGGAGAAUUAGAUAGUCAAUUCAAUCGAAUCGCGGAACUCAUUCAGAAUAACAAAGAGUGGAAGCAGGAGUGCUUGAAGAGAGAUGAAAAGUUCGAUAUGAAUUUUGCUUCUGCGAACCGCACGCUAUUGGCUGUAAGGCAUGCAGAAAGUAGUUUGAAAGCCGGAUCCACGUCCCAAGAAGAAGCACAUAAGCUUAUUGACGAUUCUCAAGAUAUCCUUGUCCUCUUUCUCGAUGAACAAUACAAAUCCACCGUAACCGACCCCUCCCUCUCCCGUAACCUCGCCUCCUACUGGGAAAAAUGUUUCUUUGACGACAUGCGUCGUCUCCAUGUCCGAGAUCCUGACACCCUUACCCGUGUAACGGAGUACAUGCCGGAGAUCAUAACAUUCGUGGAAAAGAUCAUCGUUAACGGAUACGCGUAUGAGAGCGGGGGAAGUGUGUAUUUUGACACGAAGGCGUUUGACGAGGCACCGGGGCAUGAAUAUGCAAAGCUGGAGCCGUGGAGUAAAGGAAAGAGGGAUGAUGUGGUGGUGGCUGGUGAAGGUGCGGGAGCCCCUUCACAAAACAACCUCACCCGUCACUCCUCCUCCGACUUUGCCUUAUGGAAAGCUACCAAACCUGGUGAACCUUCCUGGGACUCACCCUGGGGCAAGGGCAGACCCGGAUGGCACAUUGAGUGUUCGGUGAUGGCUAGUGCAGUGUUGGGUGAGAAUAUGGAUGUGCAUUCUGGAGGGAUUGAUCUGGCAUUUCCACAUCAUGAUAACGAGAUGGCACAGAGUGAGGCAUACCAUGAUUGCCCCACAUGGGUAAACUACUUUGUACACACCGGACAUCUGCACAUCGAGGGUUUGAAGAUGAGCAAAUCAUUGAAGAAUUUCAUUACAAUUGACGAAAUCCUCCAAAAAUACACCGCACGUCAAAUCCGUCUCGCCUUCCUCACUCAACUAUGGAACGCCAAAGUCGAUUUUUCAGAAUCCCUCAUGGCUGGGGAAGUCAGGAAUGUCGAGAGUACGCUUAACAACUUUUUUACAAACGUAAAAGCUCUAGUCAGCCAGGCGCGCGAUAGCGGGGUGACGUCGGAUGGGUAUCAUCAUUAUGAGGCUGCAGAAAAGGAAUUGGUAGAAAAAUUCCACCAAUCCCAAUACUCCUUCAGAGCCGCCUUGUGCGACUCGUUCAACACCCCUGAGGCACUAGAUGUAUUGCGGGAGCUUGUUUCGCGGACGAAUACCUAUCUCAACUCCCGGGGGAAAGCGGUGAAUGUUGGGGUUGUGGAAAACAAUGCGAGAUGGGUUGCAAAGAUGCUGAGGAUGUUCGGGCUUGGUGAAGGGGAGAGUAGUGAAAUUGGAUGGGGUCAGGAGAGUAGUGCGGAGGGUGGAGCUGUUGAUCGCGAGGAAAUUCUGAUGCCGUAUCUACGAGCAUUAUCCACAUUCCGUGACGGUGUCCGCCGGCUGGCAAUCGACAAGGGGGACUCUGCUUUGAAAGAUAUCCUUGCUCUUUGCGACAAGUUAAGAGAUGAAGAGUUGAUACCGUUGGGUGUAGCACUGGACGAUCAAGAAGACGGUAAAGCCCUCCUCAAACUCGCACCUCCCUCUGAGCUACUCAAAGCUCGAGACGAGAAACGCGCCAUUGCCCUAGCCAAACAAGCUAAAAAAGAAGCCGCAAAAGAAGCCGAACGUCUGAAACGUCUAGAGAGAUUAGCCAAGGGAAGAGUAGACCCGAAGGAGAUGUUCAGACCUCCGAAUGUUAAAGAGGGAUUGUAUGGGUCGUAUGAUGAGAGCGGGGUUCCCAUGACGGAUGGUGAGGGGAAGGAAUUGAGUAAAAGUGCGAGAAAGAAGUUGGGAAAGGAGAGGGAGACGCAGGUCAAGCUGCAUGAAGAGUAUUUAACGAGUCUGUAG